Molecule: messenger RNA, 1032 nt
Organism: Coccidioides posadasii C735 delta SOWgp
Lineage: Eukaryota; Fungi; Ascomycota; Eurotiomycetes; Onygenales; Onygenaceae
Gene: CFD1
Product: cytosolic Fe-S cluster assembly factor cfd1
Biological process (GO): iron-sulfur cluster assembly
Cellular component (GO): cytosol
Molecular function (GO): ATP-dependent FeS chaperone activity; 4 iron, 4 sulfur cluster binding; ATP binding
Source: RefSeq, a predicted model, not a curated record
AUGCCGCUGGACGGUGUGAAGAAUAUUGUGUUGGUCCUCUCCGGGAAAGGCGGCGUCGGCAAAUCCUCCGUGACCCUCCAACUCGCUCUUACUCUAUGCCUCCAAGGCCGGUCCGUGGGUAUUCUGGAUGUCGACUUAACUGGCCCUUCUAUCCCACGCCUCGUCGGACUAGAAGAUGCGAAGAUUACACAGGCCCCGGGCGGCUGGUUGCCGGUCACCGUCCAUCCCUUCCACACCCCUUCUUCAGACGGGUUAAACGGCAGUCAGAGAGCAAACAAACCGGAUGAUUCGAACGAAUCUUCCUCCUCUACAGUAGAGACUGCCCCUCAGAGCACCAAUUUCUGCGGCUCCCUACGCUGCAUGUCCCUCGGCUUUCUCCUCCGCGACCGUGGCGACGCCGUAAUAUGGCGCGGUCCCAAGAAGACCGCUAUGAUCCGUCAGUUUCUCACGGAUGUUUUAUGGGGAGAAACGGACUAUCUUCUCAUCGAUACGCCGCCAGGCACGAGCGAUGAACAUAUCGCGCUCGCUGAGCAAUUGCUCACCAUUCAGCAAACUUACUCUUUGCGUUCUUCACGUGCCACAGCGCCGAAAUUAGCGGGCGCCGUUCUGGUGACGACGCCCCAGGCGAUAUCCACUUCCGACGUGCGGAAGGAGAUCAAUUUCUGUGUUAAAACGCGCAUACCAGUUUUGGGGGUGAUUGAAAACAUGUCUGGAUAUACAUGUCCGUGUUGUGGCGAAGUGAGCAACGUCUUCUCCCGCGGAGGCGGACAAAUUAUGGCACAGGAAUCGGGCGUAAGAUUCUUGGGAGCUGUUCCGAUUGAUGUUGGAUUUGGUGAAAUGGUAGAGGGAUGGAAGGAGGACUCUACUGGGCAAGACCAGGGAAAUAAAGCGACAAAAAAGGCGCAAGACGCCCGUCUGGAUUCUUAUGACGAUUUGCUGGUUGAGAGAUACAAAAAGUGCUGGUCUUUUUCGGUCUUUGAAGAAUUUGCGAAGAAGCUGAUUGGUCUUAUAGAGGGCUCAGACCAGCAAUAA